This is a messenger RNA of Seminavis robusta, 1697 nucleotides long. The record is from the annotation of a GenBank genome assembly. NCBI's taxonomy places the organism in Eukaryota, Bacillariophyta, Bacillariophyceae, Naviculales, Naviculaceae.
CUUCACAGCUUUCUCUUGUCUCUUCCCUGCCAAAGGGAUUCUAUCAAGGACUAUCCUCGACGCUACGAGUAGUUCAGUUAUCUCAUCCUUUCUUGUUUGCAGUAUUUUGUAGCGUAACAAUCAUGGCGACUCAAGCGGCCUUUUUCGGGCAACAACCGCCUCCGCCGAUCAAGAAGGCCAACACGGCCUCCAGUACUACGACCGAAUCUUCGAGCUCCAAGACGAAGAAUGGCAUCAAGACAAUCACUACAAAGUACGUGACGACAACAAGGGAAGCAACGUCUGCGCCUGAUCAAAAUACAAACACGAUCAACAAGGAGACGAGGCAAUACAACGAUGGAACCACAGAUGACAUCACGUUGACUCGCAAGGUUUUGGGUGGAAUGCAGUAUGAUAUCGAAACGAUUAUUCGAGUGCAAACCAAAGAUACGGGAAGCAAGAAAACCAAAACGACCUAUGCGACGCCGUAUCAGGAAUUGGAUCCUGUUACUGGAAAACCCAUCAACGCCUUUAACCGUGUCACUCAUACGGGAGCUGAGCAUGGCAAAACCCCGGAAGGAUUGGCAGAUCAAAUCGCGCAGAGAGCACCAGCUGUAUCCAAUCAAGCGCACAACGUGACACCUGUUACUACUGGACCUGGCGCACCACCAGCUCCUGCUGCUUCUACCACGGUAGGUUCUUCUGGAGCUGCAACUUCGUCGGCAUCUUAUUCUUCUGGUCCAGCCAGUAGUGGUGGCGGUGGUGGUUCCUCGGCAGUAGCUUCCAGCGGUGGAGGUACUUAUGGUGGUGGAGGAGGCGCCCCAGCUGCAUAUUCUGGUGCAGGAACUGGUGGUGGGGGUGCACCUGCAGCAGCCACUGGUGGUGGUGUUCCUGGGGGUACCGGUGCUCCUGGGGUAGCUUCUGGCGGCGGCGCUCCUUCUACAGCAACUGGUGGCGGUGCUCCUGGCACAGGAGGAGGCCAACCAGGAGCAACUACAACGACGACAACCACCACUGCUGGGGAUCCUGGCACUGAUGGAGCUCCCGGAAACACCACUGUCACCACUACGACUGUCGUGGAAGAACAAGGCGGAUGCUGUGUGAUCCUGUAGUGAAGAAUACGUGAAAGAGCGUGUGACUCACACGGCGUCUGUUUUGUGUCUCUCUGUUCCUGAUGUCAUUAUUGUGAUGUGCUGUUACAUUAAUCUAUUUGAUUUGUUUGGGUCGGUUGACCAGCCCAAAAAAGGUGUUGGAAGCUGGAUGAAGUGGAAGUAAAAAGAAGUGUUUUAACAUAUACAUGUAGAGGUCAACAACCAACUCAUUUCGGGGGGAGAAGGGUGUGGUUCAAUCACUUUUCAGCUGCAUUAUCCAUGCCGAUGACUAGCUAGUUUGUUUGUUGGUGAAAUAUACUAUUCGUUCUAAAAGAACACUUUCUAUGUAUGGGAUGGCGACUAGUAGAGGAGCUCGAGGUGCGGCUUGUACGGCAUGGUACAGUCGUACCAACAUUUGAUAGAGAAGCACAAAUAAAUAAGUUAUUCCAACCUUCAGCGGGAAGACAUGUGCAAAUCACUGGAGUGGCAUUCUCUAUUGUAGGGACAACUUUGCGUGCUGGUUUCAGCCUCAAAAUAAGACCCACAGCAACCACGAAGCUUCUACUUCUAGCUUCUACUUCUAAAGCUAGUAGACAGACAUUUGAAUGUAGCUGCUCUAUAAUUGAC